Molecule: messenger RNA, 675 nt
Organism: Seminavis robusta
Lineage: Eukaryota; Bacillariophyta; Bacillariophyceae; Naviculales; Naviculaceae
Source: the annotation of a GenBank genome assembly
AUGAUGAAGAAUCAGCUGCAAAUUGGGCUUUUGUUCUGUUUGGCCAUCUCGAGAUGCUCCGGGUUUUCCUCACAGUCACAAGUGCCUCAGUUUUCUCAAACGACAACCCCACGGGCCUUAUCGUCAGCUCCCACUACUCUGUCAACAACAAGAAGAAGCAACAACCACCGCCUCUGGAUGACGACAAGUUUGGUGUCCAUGGAGAAUAAUAACGAAGAGGGUUUUACCACAGCCAUGGCAGCCUCGACGGAAAGUGAGCAAGAAGACGACAACGAUGCCUCCUUGCGUGGAUACAUGAGAAAAGUCACGGGAUUUUCCUUGACGGCCUUUCGUGCCACAAUGCGAGCGGCGACAGGGAUUUCCUUGACGGCAGUCUAUGCCAGCACAUUGGCGUUUACCAGUGCCGCUGUGAGAAAAGUCAUGGCAGCCAUGCUUUCGCCAUUGCCACCAUCGUUUCGAUAUUUCUUGCAACCGCUAUUGAUCCUAUACUAUGCGCCACUCUUUGUGCUGCGGAGUUUGGCCGGACCCACCGGAAAGGAAGCACGAGAAACACACGAAGUAUUUGUGGACAGUUUCAAGGCAGCUGUGGAUGCUGCGGAAAUGAAAGUGGAGGGAUACUGGCCACCAAAUGACGAGGAUGCCUCUUCUCAACAAUCUACACCAGUUGAUGAAUAA